AUGAGGGUUCUGGUGACUGUGGUGUCCCUGUUCCUCCUGGGCAUCCAGGCCGAGACUCACUGGACCUACUCAGGGGGCAACCUGGAAGAGAGCGACUGGGCGAGGGCAUACCCUGACUGCGGUGGGCGGAGGCAGUCGCCCAUCAAUCUUCAGAGUAAGAAGGUGAAGUUCAACCGGUUCUUGAAGCCCCUGACCCUGAGUGGCUACGGCGAGGAUGGGUUGGAGUUCUCCAUGACUAACAACGGCCACACAGUGCAGAUCACCCUGCCUUCCACCAUGAGCCUGAAAGACUCUAACGGCACUGUGUAUAAAGCAGAGCAGAUGCACUUCCACUGGGGUGGGGACUUCGCAGAAAUCAGCGGCUCUGAGCACACCGUCGACGGGAUCAGGCGUGUGAUAGAGAUCCACUUUGUUCACUACAAUUCCAAGUACGAGAACUUCGACGAGGCCAAGAGCCAGCCCGACGGUUUGGCUGUGCUGGCAGUUCUUGUGGAGAUCAACGAAUACGAGGAAAACACCUACUACAGCCCCCUCAUUUCUGAGCUGCUCAACAUCCAGUAUACGGGACAAAUCACAACCCUGAAAAACAUUAACAUUUAUAACUUGCUGCCUGAAGACACGUUCCACUAUUACACCUACGAAGGCUCGCUCACCACUCCCCCCUGCACCGAGAACGUCCAGUGGUUUGUGCUCCAUGAUACCGUCAAGCUCUCUAAGACCCAGGUUGUGAAUAUGGAGAACACUAUUAAGAACGACCACAACGAGACCCUUCAUAACAUCUACCGCAAGACCCAGGCCCUCAACGAGAGAGUGGUGCAAGCCAAUUUCCCGGACUUCUUUAGUAAGAGCGACCGGGCCGCCUUUGCGGAGAAGGUGCUGCCCUCCAGCGGCCACCGUGGGGAGGGCCCGGUGUGUGCUCAGGACUUGGGAGGCCUGGCCGCCCCACCCACAGUGCGAGCCUGCGCAUCCCAGAGGAUGCCAGCUUGUAGAGGACAGGCCGCACAGAUCUACUAG
Alexandromys fortis (reed vole) is the source of this 1014-nucleotide messenger RNA. RefSeq names its product carbonic anhydrase 6 (gene Ca6). Gene Ontology annotation, biological process: one-carbon metabolic process. The record is from RefSeq and is a predicted model, not a curated record. The transcript has 8 exons. The coding region runs from base 1 to 1014 and encodes 337 amino acids. NCBI's taxonomy places the organism in Eukaryota, Metazoa, Chordata, Mammalia, Rodentia, Cricetidae. Gene Ontology annotation, molecular function: carbonate dehydratase activity; zinc ion binding.